AACCGACGAUCGAGUCAAUCGAGAGUUCCCAAGACAACAACAGAGGCCUCCACCCUCCAGCUCUGCCAUUGGGGCAGCAUCAGCACGCGCCUUUAUUUAGGCCGCACCCGAGGACUCAAAAGCGCAGCAGCAGAGCUUUAUUAGCGCCCCCCAAGAACACCGAUUCCAUUCCUCCUCAAUUCCUCCAGUGCCACCACCAAAAUACUCCUCCUACUCCUCAAAGAAGAGCAGGAAGUGGAGGCGAGGAAGUGGCCUUGGCGAUCUUGAGAUGGGUAUCUUCUUCUUGGGCGCUUCCUCGAGCCUGCUCUUCGCGGAGGAGGACAUGAGCAGCGUCCUUGGCUUGAGAGACGGAGAGGUGGCGGCGGCGGGGCGCGGCGGCCUGGAUUUCUUGGACGCCGCCGCCGGCGCUGUGUUCCCGGUGGACAGUGACGAGGUCGUGCGGUUGCUGAUGGAGAAGGAGAUGGAUUAUCGGCCCAAGGAUGGCUAUGUGGAGAGGCUGCAGCAAGGCGGAUUCGAGUCGUCCUGGAGGAAAGACGCCAUGGAUUGGAUUUGCAAGGUCCAUUCCUACUACAAUUUCGGACCACUGAGCCUUUGCCUCUCGGUGAACUACCUGGACAGGUUCCUCGACUCGUUUAAUCUCCCACUUGACAAAUCUUGGAUGCAACAGUUGAUGUCAGUUGCUUGCUUAUCUGUUGCUGUCAAGAUGGAGGAGACCGUGGUCCCUCUUCUUGUGGACCUCCAGGUUUGCGAUCCAAAGUGUGAGUUUGAAGCAAGGAAUAUCAAGAGGAUGGAGCUUCUUGUGAUGGAGACCCUGAAAUGGAGGAUGCAGGCUGUGACCCCAUUCUCUUUCAUGUGCUACUUCCUGGACAAGUUCAAUGAAGGAAAGCCACCGAGUUAUAUGCUGGCCUCACGGUGCGCCGAGCUCAUAGUGGACACUGUUAAAGACUUCAGCUUCUUGUCAUUCAGACCUUCUGAGAUUGCUGCCGCAGUGGUGCUAUCAGCGCUUGUUGAGAAUCAGGUCGUCGACUUCAACAGUGCCCUUGCGGCAUCUGAAAUCCCUGUAAAUAAGGAGAUCAUUGGGAGAUGCUAUGAGCUCUUGGUGAAGAGGAGAGGGGACCAAAGUGCAAGGUCUUCAGUGCCACAUAGCCCGAUCGCCGUGCUGGAUGCGGCAUGCUUCAGCUUUAGGAGUGACGACUCGGCACUAGGAUCAUCGCUGUCAAACAACAACGAUCAGGCAUCUACUCCAGCUUCCAAGAGGAGAAGGCUCAGCACAUCACCAAUCUGAUACGCCGUACAUAUACAACUUGGUGUUGCUCUCAGCUUGUUCAUUCAAUUAUCAUCUUACCCAAAAGCCCAUCAAUCAACAGGGUGGCAAGUAAUGGUGCAAAAGUAAUUAGUAAAAAGGGCACCUGGGCAAUUAGAGGGAAGUGACCAGUAAUAAGUUAAUACCGGCUUGUCGAAUUCUGAAAGCAGAGAGGAGGGAGUGUUCUUCCCUUUCAAUUUUGUCUCUCCAUUCUACCAUUUCUUUUCCCCCUCUUUUCCCUCUGUGAAGGCCUUUCUGAAGGAGAUCUUUGUGGGUAUGAGAUUGGUGAGAAAAUCAACAAAAUUGGAUUCCUUUCGUUCUA
Messenger RNA from Brachypodium distachyon (stiff brome), 1625 nucleotides. Its product is annotated as cyclin-D2-2. Gene Ontology annotation, biological process: regulation of cyclin-dependent protein serine/threonine kinase activity; mitotic cell cycle phase transition. Bases 269 to 1285 code for a protein of 338 amino acids. Gene Ontology annotation, cellular component: cyclin-dependent protein kinase holoenzyme complex; cytoplasm; nucleus. The record is from RefSeq and is a predicted model, not a curated record. Gene Ontology annotation, molecular function: cyclin-dependent protein serine/threonine kinase regulator activity. The transcript is spliced from 6 exons. Lineage: Eukaryota; Viridiplantae; Streptophyta; Magnoliopsida; Poales; Poaceae.